AUGUUAAUGUCAAGCAAGCCAGAUUUCUCCCAUCAUAACCCCCUCUAUGAAAUCAAACAAGAUGACAAGUUCUUCACCAAGCUUGUCACCAAAGAAACCUCCAUGGCCAACCCUUCUUUCAGAUCAGGCCUCUCUGUUGCUGUCCCUUUUGUGUGGGAAACUCAGCCUGGAACUCCCAGACACAAGCUCUUUCCAGACCCUGAUUCUCUUCCUCCUACUCUAACUCCCCCUCCUUCUUACUACUCCACUCCUACUCCGAAUCACGAAAAAUACCAUGAUUCGAAAAAAAAAUCUAAGUCCAAACUCCUCAACUUUUUGUUACUCAGGAUAAUUCAUUUCAAGAAAGGUGCUCAGGUCACAAUGUCACCUACUUCUCCUUUCUCAUUUUCAACGUCCCAUUCAUCGUCGUCAUCAUUGUCGUCCUCUUCAAGGUCAGGAAAUUCAUCCGUGCCAACGAAGAUUGGGCGUGGACGGAGGAGGCUACUCAGCAUGGGAUCACUACUAGAUGAUGAUGAUUUUCAGGUUUCUGCACCAAGGUCUUCUUCCAAAUCAGUCUUGUGUUUCAGAUCAUGA
This is a messenger RNA of Daucus carota subsp. sativus, 573 nucleotides long. RefSeq lists its product as uncharacterized. Lineage: Eukaryota; Viridiplantae; Streptophyta; Magnoliopsida; Apiales; Apiaceae. The record is from RefSeq and is a predicted model, not a curated record. The coding region runs from base 1 to 573 and encodes 190 amino acids. The transcript has a single exon.